Messenger RNA from Pollicipes pollicipes, 1875 nucleotides. Its product is annotated as ankyrin repeat domain-containing protein 49. Gene Ontology annotation, molecular function: protein binding. Lineage: Eukaryota; Metazoa; Arthropoda; Thecostraca; Pollicipedomorpha; Pollicipedidae. The coding region runs from base 561 to 1235 and encodes 224 amino acids. The record is from RefSeq and is a predicted model, not a curated record. The transcript has 5 exons.
UACAUCGCGUUGCCCGUGGAGAUGCGCUGUGGAGUGGGAUAUUGCAUAGAGCAUACCUGCUUGAAUAUGUGGUAGCUGGCAUACCAUGGCCUCAAGUGAUGACACUGCUGGCAAGACCUGUCCUGAUCUACUAAACAUUGGCCAGGAGAGCUCUGGUGUCGAGUCGCUCCUUCUCCUGAAGAAGCCACCGCCAGCAGCCGAGCGCGCCACAUUCCGCGUGCCGACCAGCUCGGUGCUGAGCCGCGUGCGCAGCUUCCUGCCGCGCAUGCGCGAGGCCGAGGCCGAGCUGCAGCAGCGGGUGGCCACCGGCGGCGCCGACAGCGUCAGCAUCGAGACGGACGACUCUGAGCGGCCGCACAUUGAGAUGAGCCUGGGCCUCUGCGAGCUGGACGCGGCCUCGAGCGACUCGGAGUCGGAGGGGUCAGCGAGCAGCGGCGCCGAGGAGGAGGACGCGCCUGUCGGCCCGGUCACGGCCGACAACUUGCGGCUGCCCGGCGCUGCAACGCGCCGGCUGGUGACGGAGGUGCCGCUGCCCGGCGACGGCCAGUGAGCGCCACGUCAUGAGCGACUCCGAGAGCGAUGGCGGCGCCGCCGCCGAGCCCGACCUGGAGACGCUGGCGCGGCGCGCGGCCGAGGCGCGCCUGCUGCGCCAGCUGGGCGGCAGCGGCGGCGGCGGCCGCUCCUCCGAGAGCGACGCCAGCGACGAUCUGCGCGGUCCCGGCGACGUCGUCUGUCACGACUCGCCGCAGGAAGAGAUGCUGGCGGCGGCGGAGAGUGGCGCGCUGGAGCGUGUCGACAGUCUGAUCCAGCAGGAUGCUGCGCUGGCCCAUGCGCGCGACGCGGACGGGUACACGCCCCUGCACCGGGCCGCCUACAACGACCACGCCCAGGUGGCCGAGCGGCUGCUGGCGGCCGGAGCCGACGUGGCGGCGCGCACCGGCGAGGGCUGGACGCCGCUGCACUCGGCCGCCCGCUGGAACUCGGUGGCCUGCCUGCAGCUGCUGCUGCUGCACGGCGCGGACGUCAACGCCGUGACGGAUGGAGGCCUAACGGCGCUGAUGGUGGCGGCGUCGAGCGCGGACGCACGUGACGCCUGUUUCCUGCUGCUCACCACGCCCGGCGUCCGCCUGGAGCUGACCAACGGCAGCGGCGACACGGCCGCCGCCAUCGCGCGCCGCUCGGCCGCCAUCGAGCCGCUGUUCGAGAUCACCGAGCCUUACAUGACCGACAUCUGAGCCCCGUCACCGACGCGCCGCUCGGCCGCCAUCGAGCCGCUGUUCGAGAUCACCGAGCCUUACAUGACCGACAUCUGAGCCCCGCCAUCGCGCGCCGCUCGGCCGCCAUCGAGCCGCUGUUCGAGAUCACCGAGCCUUACAUGACCGACAUCUGAGCCCCGUCGCCGACGCGCCGCCAACGCCGGGCGUAUGACGCGCCGUCAGAGCUGAACAGACCAGACCGCGGGCGAGAGGCAGCGCCGCUGGCGAACGGAGGCGGUGCGGACGAGCUGCUCUCAAGUAAGACGGGUCAGUCGGCCCGGUCACGCUGGUGACCGGCCGCGACAGAGGCUGACCAGUCCACCGCCAGGGCGCCGGGCGGCGUGGCUGCUCCGCGCCCUGGCCAUCGGUCACGCUGCCGCGUGAUCUCGGCCUUGCGGUGAGUCGACCUGUGUGUUCUAGGAAGGCGUGUCGGAUCCCCCCCCCCCCCCCCGCCCACCGGCCGGAGGGGGCCUGGCAGCACGACGCUUGCUGCCGGCGGACUGAAGUGAUACGGCUAUCCGUGUUGAUUUGGUGUUCCAUCCGCGAGGUGUGUGUCCGCUGCGGUGUAUGUUGCGAUGCUGCUUCGCACGUUUUCCAUGAGUCGCAAUACAACUUCCGA